GCCAGGCCACAGCAGACGCAGCGCCGGGCCCGCUGGGGCAGGUGUCCCGUGGAAAUCGACGGAGGGGCUGCCGUGGGCGGUGGGAGCCAUGUUCCUGAGCCCGGGCGAGGGGCCGGCAACCGAGGGUGGGGGUCUGGGGCCGGGCGAGGAGGCCCCCAAGAAGAAGCACCGGAGGAACCGCACCACCUUCACCACCUACCAGCUGCACCAGCUGGAGCGGGCGUUCGAGGCCUCUCACUACCCGGAUGUGUACAGCCGUGAGGAGCUGGCAGCCAAGGUGCACCUACCUGAGGUGCGCGUGCAGGUGUGGUUCCAGAACCGCCGGGCCAAGUGGCGCCGCCAGGAGCGGCUGGAGUCAGGCUCGGGUGCCGUGGCAGCUCCGAGACUCCCCGAGGCCCCAGCGCUGCCGUUCGCCCGCCCCCCGGCCAUGUCGCUGCCCCUGGAGCCCUGGUUGGGCCCUGGACCGCCGGCCGUGCCAGGCCUCCCCCGCCUCCUGGGCCCGGGCCCGGGGCUGCAAGCGUCCUUCGGGCCUCAUGCCUUUGCUCCCACCUUCGCAGAUGGCUUCGCCCUGGAGGAGGCGUCCCUGCGGCUGCUGGCCAAGGAACACGCACAGGCUAUGGACAGGGCCUGGCCGCCAGCCUGAGCCUGCCGCCCUCCCGGGCCCCCUCCUCGGCCCAACCCGAGAACCAGGGACGUGCCCUGGUGACAGUCACCAUGCCUUGGCCUAGGCCGAGGUCAUGGAGCAACUGUGGUCAGGCCAGGCCACCACCACUGGGGAGCGGGACCAGAGAGACAGGCUGCUGGGUUCCCUGCCCCCAUCCCGUCUCCCACCCCAUCGCCACCCAUCCUGCUGGCAGCGGACUGGCCCCCAGUGUCAGGCAGGAGGUGACCCAAGUAUUCUCAGGCCAGGUGCGGGGACCUCCUCCCCUCCUGGGGCCUCAGCCUCCUGUCUGUUAAUUGGGCGUGGGGGCCUCCGAGGUUCGAGGGCUGCGAGGCUGUGGGUGGCGGGACCGCUGACUCUGUAAGAUGAGUGUAAAUCUCUCUGCUUCUCCUAAUCCCCAUCAGCAGAGCUGCCCACUCUCCAGGCUCCCAGUCCCCUGGAAAUAACAAAUAGCAGCAGCUCCCGCGAGCCUGGUCUCCUCUCACCGUGUGCUCGCCAUGUGAGCGCUCCCCUCUCCGUUGUGCCCUGGACCUCGGGCACAGCUGUCAGCCCAUUCUACAGAGAGGGAAACCGGGGCUUAGGCAGGAAGCCAGGUCCCCAAAGUCGCACGGCCAGGAGUGGAUGGAGCUGCCUUUCAGACCCAUCACCGGUCCUACCGUCCGGGGCACAGCGACAGGUUCUGGAGAGAGGGUGGGUCCCGGGCCAGGUGCUGGUGGGCCUCCAGGUGGAGGCGGGCUGAUGCUGGGUGUGUCGUCAUCGUCAGCCCGUUCCUCACGUCCCCACAGACCCCAGGCCCUGUGCAUGUCCCCAGUGGAGGCAUGGCCAGCAUCUGCUCUGUCCAACCCAGUCGCAUCGCUCAAGAGCUCUGAGCAAGGAGGCUGUCGCGGGGCCGAGAACCCGCUGGGACUGGCAAGCACGGCUGGCCCAGUGCAGCAGGAGGGGGCCCUGAGCCAUGGGAUGGGACAGUCUGGGCCAGCGCCACCUUCCGAGACAGAAGUGCGGCACCAGGGCAGGAGCUGCAGUAGCUACCCUCCCCGUCUCCAGCCUGGGCUCCCCAGAUCACUCCCAGAUCACCAGGGCACCCCAUCUCUAGGCGGCACCUCACACACCAGUCCUGUGGUCCAACGCCCAGCCAUCACCCAAUGUCACCGCACACCAGGCAGUGGGGACGCGGCAGUAAGCACAAGAAAGAUUUUUUUUUUUAAAGCUAAACCAGGCCAGGUGCGGUGGCUCAUGCCUGUAAUCCCAGUGCUUUGGGAGGCUGAGGUGGGAGGAUUGCUUGAGACCUGCCUGGGUGACACAGCAAGACCCCAUCUCCACAAACGUUUUUAAAAUGUGCCGGGUGUAGUGGUGCACACCUGUCAUCCCAGCUACCCAAGAAGCUGAGGCAAGAGGAUCACUUGAGCCCAGAAGGUUGAGGCUGCAGGGAGCUGUGAUCACACCGCUGCACUCCAGCCUGUGCAACAGAGCCAGACCCUGACUCAAAACAAAUAAAAAACAAAUCUAAAACAAAA
This is a messenger RNA of Pan troglodytes (chimpanzee), 2175 nucleotides long. It is a transcript of the gene RAX2, whose product is annotated as retina and anterior neural fold homeobox 2. The transcript is spliced from 3 exons. Gene Ontology annotation, biological process: positive regulation of transcription by RNA polymerase II. Bases 89 to 643 code for a protein of 184 amino acids. Lineage: Eukaryota; Metazoa; Chordata; Mammalia; Primates; Hominidae. Gene Ontology annotation, molecular function: DNA-binding transcription factor activity, RNA polymerase II-specific; RNA polymerase II cis-regulatory region sequence-specific DNA binding. The record is from RefSeq and is a predicted model, not a curated record.